Molecule: messenger RNA, 2141 nt
Organism: Chlamydomonas reinhardtii
Lineage: Eukaryota; Viridiplantae; Chlorophyta; Chlorophyceae; Chlamydomonadales; Chlamydomonadaceae
Exons: 9
Coding region: 93-1517 (474 amino acids)
Biological process (GO): amino acid transmembrane transport
Cellular component (GO): vacuolar membrane
Molecular function (GO): amino acid transmembrane transporter activity
Source: RefSeq, a predicted model, not a curated record
GGCUUGUCAGAGUGCAUUAAGGCGUUGCACUCUUUGCGCCCUCACGUCCUGAAGACAUUUGGCAUCUGGCUUGUUCUUUUUAGCCCGGAACCAUGCUCCAAGCGCAACGUGUCGGUCGCGCCUGCACCAAUGCAAGGCAGCAGCAGCCUGUUGCCCGUCCUGCCAUGCUGGCCGGCCGGGCGCACCUGACCUCGCCGGCGUUGCGGUCGCGCCCGGCUCCCGGGACCGCGACGUUCACGCAGCCUAAGCAGCAGCCUAAGCCCGUUGUCCACACGCAAGCAGCGGCGGGCGCUGGCGCCUCCGCGACGCCGGCUCCCCAGAGCUCGGGCGGCAACAGCACGUUCACGCAGGCCGUGUUCAACGUGGUGAACGUGAUGAUGGGCGUGGGUGUGCUGUCGCUGCCCUUCGCGCUCAAGAGCAGCGGCUGGGUGGGCCUGCUGGUGCUGUGGGUCAUGGGCGUCGCCACCAACUACACAGCAAAGGCGCUGUGCGAGUGCGCUGACGCCGUGUCCGCCAAGACCGGCGGCGGCCCGGUGGGCUACGAGGAGAUUGCGGAGGCGGCGUUCGGGCCGCUGGGCCGGCUGCUGGUGAGCGCCAUCAUCUACGUGGAGCUGUUCGGCACGUGCGCGCUGCUGUUCAUCCUGGAGGGCGACAACAUGUUCAAGCUGUUUGGCGCCAGCAGCCUGGCCUCCAACGCCAGCACCUACCAGCUGCUGGCGGCGGCGCUCAUGAUCCCCACCGUGUGGCUGCCCGACCUCAAGGCACUGUCCUUCCUGGGCGCCGCGGGAGUCACCGCCACAUGCACCGUGUCCGCGGCGGUCGCCUACACCUUCCUGUCCGGCAGCUUUGCCCCCGGCGCCCCCACGGACCUGGCCAACUGGGCCACGCUGCCGCUGGUGCUGGGCAUCUGCACCUUCUGCUACUCGGGCCACGGCGUGUUCCCCGCCAUUCAAAAGUCCAUGGCCGACCCCAAGCAGUUCCCGCAGGUCCUCAACGUGGCCUACCUGGCUGUGGCUGUCAUCUGCACGCUCAUGGGCGCCGCCGGCUACUACAUGUACGGCACCGGCGCACUGGACCUGGUCACCUUCAACAUGGUCGGCCCGCUGGCGGCCGUGUGCGCAUCAGUCAUCCUGAUCAACCCAGUGGCCAAGUUCGCGCUCACCAUGGAGCCGCCCGCCGCCGCGCUGCAGGGGGUCAUCCCCGGGGCCAAGAAGGGCAUCAUGCGCCUGCUGACGCGCACGGCUCUGGCCAUCGGCAUCCUGCUGGCGGCCCGCUCCGUGCCCUUCCUGGGUCAGGUCAUGGCGCUGGUGGGCUCCUUCCUCACCAUCUCCGUGUCCGUCACCUUCCCGCCGCUGUGCCACCAGGUGCUGUGCGGCCACAACAACAGCGCCCUGCGCUCCGCCUGGAACUACUUCAUCGCGGCGCUGGGCCUCAUCUGCACCUUCUGCGGCACCACAGCCUCCAUGAAGUCGCUGGCAGCCAAGGCCGCGGCCACCGCCGCCGGCGCGCCCGCGUAAGGCGCCGCGCGUGCGGGCGCCUUGGUGGAUGCUUCCUUGUGGUGGGGCUGUGUGGGGGUGGACAGGAGCUUGUGGAGUGUGGCUGGGGUGGGAGGCGGCGGUGACGGGGAGUUUUGGGUGGUGGCUGCCUCGGGGCGUGGCGCCCGGAGGUGCGUGGGUGUAGAGGAAGGCGGCCUUUGACACGUCGUGUGGAUGUGUAACUUGCCAUGUUAAGAGUGGAGCUUGCAGGUUCAGAUAUGCUUAGGGAGAUGUGCCGGUAAUGGUUUUGUAGCUGCGACGUCUGCGACAGACUGCAGGGGAACUGCCAAAUGUCGGUUUAGGGCUGGGGGGGGUUCAUCACAGAGCGCACAGCCGGCUGACCGACUGGCCGGCCAAGUUUUUUGUUUGAGCGUUUCCGACCUGGCGCGCCUGGUGAGCGCCUGUGCGUUUGUCACGAGAGCUUGGACCUUCGCUUGGAAAUGAGAGAGCGGAAGCUUGGUAAUGACGAGGUGAACAGUCUGACCUCAGCGGCGACCUGCGAACGCUGGCACUGAGCUAGGGCCUAGGGGUUGAGGCCUCGAGGGGGCGAGUGCCUGACCCAACUUGCUGCCAUGAGCGCAAUAAACUGUAUUAUAUGCGCUACGA